CAAGGAAUAGAACGGAAAACAGUGCCCGAAAGAAAGAAUUUGGAGAAAGAUGCUGGGCGUUUCACCUCAAGCAGACAACACGGGGUCAUCGACGACAAGAAAAAGUGGUGGUAGUGGUGUUGCUGCCUAUGAUACACCCGAAGGAGUAGAAAUCAGAGGUCGGUAUGAUGAGGAAUUCGCGAAGAUCCUGAGCAAAGACGCCUUGCAAUUCGUGGUGGAUUUGCAGCGAGAGUUCAGAAGUCAAAUCAAGUAUGCAUUGGAGUGCCGGAAAGAGGCACAGAAGAAGUAUAAUUCAGGGGCUUUGCCUGGUUUCGAUCCCUCCACCAAGAACAUCAGGGAUGGUGACUGGGUUUGUGGGCCAGUCCCACCUGCCGUUGCCGACCGGAAGGUGGAGAUCACUGGUCCUGUGGAUCGGAAGAUGGUCAUCAAUGCUCUCAACUCCGGUGCUAAAGUCUUCAUGGCUGACUUCGAAGAUGCACUCUCACCAACUUGGGAAAACCUCAUGAAAGGCCAAGUAAACCUGAAGGAUGCAGUGCAAGGGACCAUAAGCUUCCAUGAUCAGGCCAGGAACAGAGUUUACAAGCUCAAUGAUCAGACAGCCAAGCUCUUCGUCCGUGCUCGAGGGUGGCAUCUGCCGGAAGCCCACAUCUUAAUCGACGGUGAACCGGCCACCGGCUGCCUUGUCGACUUUGGCCUCUACUUCUACCAUAACUAUUCAACUUUCCGUCGCACCCAAGGUGAAGGUUUUGGCCCAUUCUUUUAUCUACCUAAGAUGGAGCACUCAAGGGAAGCCAAAAUAUGGAACUCAGUGUUUGAGAAGGCAGAAAACAAGGUAGGGAUUGAGAAAGGAAGCAUAAGGGCCACAGUUCUGAUCGAGACACUACCAGCAGUAUUUCAAAUGAAUGAGAUACUAUAUGAACUAAGGGACCAUUCAGUUGGGUUGAAUUGUGGUAGAUGGGAUUACAUCUUCAGCUAUCUCAAGACUUUCCAGGCUCACUCAGAUCGAUUACUCCCUGACCGUGUUCAGGUUGGCAUGGCUCAACACUUCAUGAGAAGCUACUCUGACCUCCUCAUCCACACUUGUCAUAGGCGUGGUAUGCAUGCGAUGGGCGGCAUGGCAGCUCAGAUUCCAAUCAAAGAUGAUCCAGUAGCAAAUGAAGCAGCACUAGAGCUGGUAAGGAAGGACAAACUGCGAGAAGUGCUAGCAGGUCAUGAUGGGACAUGGGCAGCCCACCCUGGUCUAAUCCCAGCCAUCAAUGAAGUCUUCAGCAAGAACUUAAGCAACACUGCCAAUCAGAUCCAGACCAUGAAGAGGGAAGAAGCAGCAAACAUCACUGAAGAAGACCUCUUACAGAGGCCUCAUGGUGUUAGGACAAUGGAAGGUCUCAGACUAAACACUCGAGUUGGAAUUCAAUACCUUGCAGCUUGGCUUACUGGAACUGGGUCAGUGCCUCUUUACAACCUCAUGGAAGAUGCCGCAACUGCUGAGAUCAGUAGGGUUCAGAACUGGCAAUGGUUGAAGUAUGGAGUGGAUUUGGAUGGAGAUGGUCUUGGUGUGAAGGUGAGCUUGGAGCUCUUUGGAAGAGUGGUGGAAGAAGAGAUGGCUAGGAUUGAAGAAGAGGUUGGCAAAGAAAAGUUCAAAAAAGGGAUGUACAAGGAGGCUUGUAAGCUUUUCACCAGGCAAUGCACAGCUCCUACCCUGGAUGAUUUUCUGACUCUAGAUGCUUAUAACAGCAUUGUCAUCCAUCACCCCGAAGGAUCUGCUAAGCUCUGAAAGAGAUCCAUUUAGCCUAUUUGCCAGUUUCAUCAUCUCCUGUCACAAUUUUCUGCUGUGUAGCACCUUCAUCCUGAGGCUUGUGUUUGUUUGAUACCAGUAAUAAAAAUCUCUAUCAUCGAGGGUCUCAAUCAGUUUGGUUC
Messenger RNA from Telopea speciosissima, 1917 nucleotides. RefSeq names its product malate synthase, glyoxysomal. The record is from RefSeq and is a predicted model, not a curated record. The coding region runs from base 50 to 1774 and encodes 574 amino acids. Gene Ontology annotation, molecular function: malate synthase activity. Gene Ontology annotation, cellular component: cytoplasm. Lineage: Eukaryota; Viridiplantae; Streptophyta; Magnoliopsida; Proteales; Proteaceae. The transcript is spliced from 4 exons. Gene Ontology annotation, biological process: glyoxylate cycle.